Cylas formicarius (sweet potato weevil) is the source of this 4849-nucleotide messenger RNA. It is a transcript of the gene Nup154, whose product is annotated as nuclear pore complex protein Nup155. NCBI's taxonomy places the organism in Eukaryota, Metazoa, Arthropoda, Insecta, Coleoptera, Brentidae. The record is from RefSeq and is a predicted model, not a curated record. The transcript has 15 exons. Gene Ontology annotation, cellular component: nuclear pore; nuclear pore inner ring. Gene Ontology annotation, biological process: RNA export from nucleus; transcription-dependent tethering of RNA polymerase II gene DNA at nuclear periphery; protein import into nucleus. Bases 178 to 4173 code for a protein of 1331 amino acids. Gene Ontology annotation, molecular function: structural constituent of nuclear pore; protein binding.
UUGUAGUCAGGUGAAUUUUAAAAAUAUAUUAUUGUUAGUUGAAGCAAGGUUUUAUAUUUAUGUUGAAUUUUCGCCAAGGUGGUUAAAAAAUUUCAAAUGUUUUAAAUUUUAUGGUGCAAAUGUUGCAGUUACCCAACAAAAGUUAAGAAUUUUAGAGGUUAGGAAAAAACCGCUAAAAUGAUGAACUCGACUAAUAUAACCAAUACAACAUUGCAAAACUCCCAAUUGCCUGUUCAAAAAAUGGAAUUGGCGGCCAGAAAUGUGGACAAAUCACUAGCGAUGGAUAAUAAUGCACCUAGAUUAAUAGAUUUCAUGAAUGUAACAGCUCAAAGUGGAUCUACCAACAGUGGACUAACGGAUUUUGAUUAUCCCACGAUUAAUGGCUUACCUUUGGCAUUAAAUAAUAUGACCCAAAUAAGGAACGUUAGCAAUGUACCACUGCCACCAGAAAUUAUUGACCAUUUUAGUCAUGUGCAAUGUCACUGUAUGAUGGGACUAUUUCCAGAAAUAAAUCGUGCUUGGCUUACUGUAGAUAGUGACAUCUAUAUAUGGACUUACGAGGAAAAUACAGAUUUGGCUUAUUUUGAUGGCAUUAAUGAGACAAUUUUAUGUGUCGGUUUAGUGAAACCUAAACCAGGAGUGUUUCACGCGUUUAUAAAGUACUUACUAGUGUUAACCACCGCUGUAGAUAUUAUAGUUCUGGGUGUUACUUUCACUGCAGGUGCCUUAAACAUUUCAGAUGAAAUUCAAUUAAUCCCGGAUCCGGUGUUUACUUUACCAACAGAUGGGAAUACAAUUACAACAAUAACAGCUACACAGAGUGGGAGAUUGUUUUUAGGAAGCAAAGAGGGUAGCCUUUUUGAAAUAUCAUAUCAGGCUGCUAGUGGUUGGUUUGGAAAGCGGUGUAAGAUGGUUAAUUUAUCAACAAGUGCCCUGUCAUUUUUGGUGCCCUCCUUUUUGAAUGCCGCUCUUAGUGAGGAAGACGGUAUUAUUCAAGUAGCUAUUGACGAUAGCAGGAACAUCUUGUAUUCUUUAACUGAGAAAGGUUCAAUAGAAGUUUGUGAUUUAGGAGAGAAUGGCAGUUCAUUUUCUAGAGUAACAAAAGUUAGUCAAAAUGCAUUGGUUAGUCAAGCAGUCAGUACUGUCAAAACUAUUGAUAGCCAAAAUUUUCGGCCAAUAAUAAGCAUUUCACCAAUAGAAGCUAGUGAAUCUGGUAACAUUAAUUUGGUGGCUGUCACACAAAGUGGUAUGCGGUUCUAUCUGUCAGUAGUGGGCUUAUCCAAUCAACAGCCAAAUCAAAGACCUUAUACUUUAACGUUGAUCCAUGUGCGUUUGCCUCCUGGUUAUUCCGCCAAUGUGACUGUAAGGCCAAGAGCUGUCCACAUGUCUCACUACCGAGAUAGGAAUUUAGUAUUAAUUUCAAAUGUUAAAGACAAGGAUGUUUUAUGGUGCAUGAGCUCAGAUUUAUUUCCAUUCACACAAAGUUUAAUGGAGGCCCACACAAGUGUAAAUUUAGAUGGAAACGCUCUAGCACUAGCGGAAGUGAGGCAUGAUACCCCUAUUUCUAGUAAUAUGUACGAAGAACUGCCUCUGAUCGUAAGACAACACGCUGAACCUCCCAAAAAAUAUGUAGUUUUAACUUCACACAGUGUGCAGAUAUUUAUAAAACUCCGUCCAGUUGAUUUGUUAAGACAAAUCUUAAUAGAUAGCCGCGGUCGGGAUACUGAACCCUUGAAAAUAUUUUUCGCGGUGCUUAGGGAGUCUCAAGCCUGUGCAACGAGUUUAAUCUUGGCCUCUCUGGAAAAUGAUGUAAACGCCGAAGUCGCCGAUCUGGCUACUAGAGCUUUCUUCAUGUUUGGCGGGGAGCCAAAAAUGAUACCUAUAAGUCAAACAGUUGCCACCUUUGCAGGAACAAAUCUCAUAACAUCAACUCCAGCUGGUCCACAGUACCAACCAAAUUUACAGCAAACGUUCCAGUCGCCGCAGUCGCCGAGUUAUCAAUCUCAUAGUUUACAAUCGCAAAAUUUUUCGCAAACCAUGUCGCCUCAAGCAACUUUCGAUCCAACUAGUACCGUUAACUUUUCCGCUAAGCAUAACGGAUUAUAUCUGUACCUGUGUCGAAUUCUAAGACCCAUCUGGAAUAGAAGAUGCGCCGACAAGGUUCACAUUGAUGGGAAAACCAUAUCUAAUCAGAGUACCAUAACGUCCGCGGAGUGCAUGCAAAUCCUGGCCAACCUGUCCGCGCUUCAUAAUUUUCUAAACUUGAACACUCAAUUGUCAAAUCCCGGUAUGCCGCAGCAGAGUACUUCGAUGAAUGUAACGAGAAUCAAGUCAACCGAACACGAUGCCCAGCUAGAAGAGAGGCAGUCCCUUGAUGCCGUGAAGACUUUCGUCUGCCAUUGUUGCCAGAUUUUAGGGUUGUGGCGUAUAUUGUGUGACCAUCAGUUUCACAGCUUGGUUGGAGCCUUGCCAGAAAAUCACCAACAGAUCCUGCAGAGCAUAACGUUUAAGGAAUUAUUCUUGUAUAGGCAAGACAUCUGCUCGGUUUUAAUUAGCACAUUGGUCAAUAGCUAUUUAGGCGAUAACGCAUCCGUGGAUUCUAUAAGCAACAGGUUGAUGGAAGUGUGUCCCCACUUGUACAAGCCGGAAGAUGCCGCGUAUUCCAAAGCCAGUGAAUUACUGAAAUCGACGCGGACCGUCCAAAACGUCGACGAGAAAGAAGAGAUGGUUUUGUCGGCUUUGCAGCUUUGCAAAAAUAUUGUGCCCAACAUUAACUUACCCGAAGUCUACAAACAGUUCACAGCGCUAAAAGCUUACAAAGCGGUCGUCGAGCUCUGUGCUCAUUUCGCGAAAAAGAUCGAUCCGGAUAAAGUGGCGGAAAAUUUUUAUGGAAACGAAGACAAUGCCGCCGAUAAGGAGGGUUUCGCUUAUUAUCAAAAAAGGAUGGAGAUAUACAGGGAGGUUAUAAAUAUGCUAGAAGUGCUUUAUAAUGAGCAAAGCGAUCAACCCUCGGCGGCUUCCUUUAGUUUAGAUUACACAGAUCAGAAGUCAAUUUUACUUAACGAUACAGAACCUUCAAGGCUUGGAAAUGUGAUUCGAGAGAUCGUCAAUGAUAUUCUGGAUUCCGAUGAUGAGAUAAUGCACAUAGCUCUCUAUGAGUGGAUGAUUUCCAAACAGAUGACCAAUGACAUUAUAAGGAUCAAUAAGUCCUCCCUUGAACAGUAUCUCAAAAAAUCUUCUGCGCAGACUUCGGACAACUUACCCGUAAUGGAUCUGCUAUGGAAGUUUUAUGAGAGUAACAAUAAUCAUGCAGCCGCUGCUAAAAUAUUGAACAAUUUGGCCACGAAAUCGGGGAGCAGCAUUACUUUGAAAGAAAGGCUCACCUACCUUGCGAGAGCUAUCAUGUGUAUGAGAAGCGACAAAGUAGGCUACGCUCCAUAUUUGGGCGUGUUUUUACGAGAUUUGGAAGAUAAAAUGGAAGUCGCUAAAGUACAGGAUCUCAUUCUUGAUGACAUAACAAACCUUCGUAACGAAACUCCUAGUGCCGGCGAAGCUAUAGCUGCCUUGAACUCGGGAUUGUACGAAAUUUCUCAGCUCUAUGAGAAUUUUGCCGAACCGUUUCAGCUGCUGGAAUGUCAGCUGGCUAUUAUCGAUUGCGCCGGCUAUACGGACAGCGAUAACUCUUUAGUUAAGUCUAUUUGGCAGAAAAUUAUAGCCAAUGAGCUGAGGAAAUCAUCUGGUAGCGGUACGGACAGAAUGACUCAGGUGAUGGGCAAAGUUAAGCACUUAGCGAGGCAGUACGUCCGCUCCUCCAACUGUUUUCCCUUGGAUUACAUUGUUGGUGAACUGGAAAUGAUUAACGCAAGAUUAAGGGGUGACAAAGGUUUAGUUCCCAAUUCUCUCGUUUCCAUGAUGAUUCCAUUCGACAACAUAAUCGAAGUCUACAACAAUUUGAUCACCACGGCUACAAAUCUAGAUUUUUGGCAAGUGGAAGAAAAUGAAUUUCACCUUGCUGAAUCAACAGCGUGCUUAAUUACAAGUUUCCUCAACACACACGAUACAUUUAACAGUGUGGAUAAUUUUUUUUUAGGAGAAAAAUUACGUCAUUGUGUCAGGAUACAGUUGCAACUCUACUGUCAAAUCUAUACAGUAAACCUAACAGUGAUCACCUAGUGAACCAACUCAGGAGUAUACAAGCGAGGCUCUCGCGAAUUUGAAAAACCUAAUCAUCCCAUUUCUUAACUAUUGUUAUAAUAGUACUGAUUAGGUUUACAAUGUCCUUUUUUAUUUACAAAUUUUUUAAAAAUAUUGUUCGUGUGACUUCAACUUUACUUGUUUUUCAAUAAAAUGGUAUUUUUAGUAUUAUCUUAACUUUUCUUGAAUUAUGGUAUUGAUGGUUGUCUUUACAAAAUUAUACCGUCCUGCGUGACAAAAGAAAGUGAAGUUUAAGUGUCAGCUAGCUAAUAAUAAAUGCAAUACGAGAAAACAAUGAUUUUUUAAAUGUCAUUAAUAUUCAAAAAAAUGGUGAAAUUGUAAAAACAAGUUAGAUAAUGAAUACCCAUACACUUUGAAAGAUUUAUUUUUAAAAAAAUUUUCACUUUUAUAUCACUCGAUAAUGUAGAAUAGCAACUAAAAAAUACGGCAAAUUGUGAAAAAAGGCGCAUGAAUAAAUUGAACAUUUGAAACGUCAACGAAUUAAAAAGUGAUCCCAUAUAGCUACACCAAUAAUACAAGAACUUAUGCAACUAAUAUUUUUUGAAAAUGCCUAUUGAAAAAUCUCGUUUUUGCGAUAUUCAACAACCAACAUGGACGCUGACAAAUCGUCAAUAAAUUUGGGUGCGGCAUUUUU